AUGGGGGAUGACUCCUGUGAAACUUACAGACCCUCCCCUAUCCACAGAUAUGGAAUCCGCCCUGAAAAUGUGAUUAUAUAUGGCCAGAGUAUAGGAACAGUACCAUCUGUGGAUCUUGCUGCUAGGUAUGAAAGUGCUGCUGUAAUUCUUCAUUCUCCACUGACAUCAGGAAUGCGAGUAGCUUUUCCUGAUACAAAGAAGACCUAUUGCUUUGAUGCAUUCCCGAACAUUGACAAAAUUUCUAAAAUAACAUCUCCUGUGUUAAUAAUUCAUGGGACUGAAGAUGAAGUAAUUGACUUUUCACAUGGCCUAGCAUUAUUUGAGCGUUGCCAGAGACCUGUAGAACCGCUGUGGGUAGAAGGAGCAGGACAUAAUGAUGUGGAACUCUAUGGACAGUACCUUGAAAGAUUAAAACAGUUUGUGUCACACGAGCUGGUGAACUUGUAAUUUUCUUCAUAUAUUUAUAUGCUUUUUUCAUUUCACUGCAGAACCGCACGCCUUAAUAAAUAUGUAAUGUAAAACCUGAAAGUUGUGUUUUCAAAUCAUCUUGGUUGCCUUCAUUAAACGUACAGGUAAUGAGAUUUGUUAACAUAAUUAUGAAGGUUUUAAUGCCAGUAUUAUAAACUGGAGUUACAUGAUCACGCAGUCAGGUCUGGCAGUUCAUAUUAGUUUGUGUGAGAUUUUUUUUCUUUUUAGAUGUACAAAAAAAAUUAAAAGGAGUACUGUAUGAGAUUUUAAUUAUAUAAAAUCAAAUCCUAUAAAAGUGUUGCCAAAUGCUUUAGCAUAUCAAAAGAGUUUAUAAAUAUUUUUUAAACAUCUCAAUUUACUGUGACUUUCUGUUGCACGGGUGUAAAUUAAAAAACCAGACUUUUAAGCAGGUAUUCUGUAAAAGUGUAAUAGCCAUGAAAUUUGAGUAAAUACUAAUGUAUGUAGUAAGAAUAGACAGUCACUGGAAAUGACCCAUGCC
Apaloderma vittatum (bar-tailed trogon) is the source of this 967-nucleotide messenger RNA. RefSeq names its product alpha/beta hydrolase domain-containing protein 17B-like. Gene Ontology annotation, molecular function: palmitoyl-(protein) hydrolase activity; serine-type peptidase activity. NCBI's taxonomy places the organism in Eukaryota, Metazoa, Chordata, Aves, Trogoniformes, Trogonidae. Gene Ontology annotation, biological process: protein depalmitoylation; proteolysis. The coding region runs from base 1 to 447 and encodes 148 amino acids. The record is from RefSeq and is a predicted model, not a curated record. Gene Ontology annotation, cellular component: plasma membrane; endosome membrane. The transcript has 3 exons.